CGCAGAGGGGGAACGCCCUGAGCUGGGAGCGAGCUUGAUCAGGCAGCCAAGUUCUCACGGUCCGCCCUCGCCUCUCUGCCCGAUGAGCUGCACCAGAAUGAUCCAGGUUUUGGAUCCACGUCCUUUGACAAGUUCAGUCAUGCCAGUGGAUGUGGCCAUGAGGCUUUGCUUGGCUCAGUCGCCACCUCUGAAGAGUUUCCUGGGCCCCUAUGAUGACUUUCAACGAAGAAAUUUUGUGAAUAAAUUAAAGCCCCUGAAACCAUGUCUCAAUAUAAAACAGGAAGCCAAAUCGCAGAGCGACUGGAAGUGCUCACACACCCAAGCCAAGAAGCGGGUUGUGUUUGCAGACUCUAAGGGCCUCUCUCUCACUGCCAUCCACGUCUUCUCCGACCUCCCAGAAGAACCAGCCUGGGAUCUCCAGUUUGAUCUCUUGGACCUUAAUGAGAUCUCCUCUGGCUUAAAACUCCAUGAGGAGAAAAACUUGAUUUUAGAUUUCCCUCAGCCUUCAACUGAUUACUUAAGUUUCCGGAAACACUUUCAAAAGAACUUUGUCUGUCUGGAGAACUGCUCUUUGCAAGAGCGAACAGUGACUGGGACUGUGAAAGUAAAAAACAUAAGCUUUGAGAAGAAGGUUCAGAUCCGCAUCACUUUUGAUACUUGGAAAAGCUACAUUGAUGUGGACUGUGUCUACAUGAAAAAUGUGUAUGGUGGCUUAGAUAGUGACACCUUCUCAUUUGCCAUCGACUUACCCCCAGUCAUUCCAACUGAGGAGAAGAUUGAGUUCUGCAUUUCUUACCAUGCUAAUGGGCAGGUCUUCUGGGACAACAACGAGGGUCAGAAUUAUAGAAUUGUCCACGUACAAUGGAAACCUGAUGGGGUGCAGACGCAGAUGGCACCCCAGGACUGUACAUUCCACCAGGCAUCCCCCAAGACAGAGUUAGAGCCAACAAUCUUUGGCAGUCCGAGGCUGGCUAGUGGGCUCUUCCCAGAAUGGCAGAGCUGGGGGAGAAUGGAGAACUUGGCCUCUUAUCGAUGAAUUAAGCAGCCCAGGGACUGUCAUAUUUCCCAUGCAAUUCUAGGUCUGUAUUGCUCAGUAUUAGGAAGUCUUUGCUACUUUCCAUCAGUAGGUUUAGCUUUGAGCUUUUGAGACCUGGCUACAGAAAAGAUAGCCACUUGAGAAUUUAGCGUUGGAGUCCACAGAGGGACAAUGCUACCCAGUGUUUUGCCUUGGAGGAUCAAAUAGCCUGAGAACUGUUUUUACAAAAGCAAGACUUUCUCAGUGCCCCUCCUCCUUCCCUCUCAAUUUACGAGCUUUCACGUUGGGUGAGGAAAAGUUGAGGAAGGACAAUUGACGGUGAUGGAAGGCUGUGUUAAUGGUACGAGGAAUGUGUGACAAGUGUACAGAAAGGGUUCGGAAGCUUCAGGCAGAGUAGGAGUGUGAGGUCUGAAACUUAGCUGUUGGCAAGAAAAUGUAAGGUUAUCUUGGGUUUUUUAAGUUGGUUUUACAGUUCUCUCCUGGGGAGAUAAUUUGUAGAGGGGGGAAAAGGUCCAUUCUUUGUAUUCUUGUGGAGAAAAGCCAAAUAAACUUUAAGGGUGUUAGGUGGUAUUAUGGGGAAGAUGAAUUAUAAUAACUUGGGAGAGGCAAGAUCUUAAGCACAGGCUUUCUGUUCAAACAUGAUCUAUCAAAAACUAUGAUUUGGGGAGAGUUGAGGCAAAUCUGGCAUUGCAGUCCUAAUGGUAUAAGUGAUUUGUGUUCAAGGUGUCAUGUGCAGGCAGCAUUCUAUAUCAAGAAGCUAACAAAAACCAUGGCAACAUCAAUGGCUAACUACACUUAGGGACUCCAUGUCAUGUCUAAAUUAGCUCUUUGCAAGUGCCUUGAUUAAACCAGAACACUGUAGUUGCUUAACCCAAAUAUCUGAAUGGUCAUCUGAUAACAAAUGAGUUUUUGGCCUUAUAAGUAGGUCUACUCUGUACACUGGCAUUCCUCCUGCAACACUGUUGUAGCUUUGAGAGUGUUGUCAGUGUACACAACUCAUCCUUCAUAUUGAAGGUGACUCAUUUUUCUGCCACACUUUUUUGAUGUGAUGUUUGAAGUGAGGACUGACACUAGGAUUCUCAAUGUAAGAAUCCAGUACCUUGCACAUAGAAGUAGCAAUCUAUUGCCUAUUUUUGUCUUGCUCUUUUAAUUUCCUUGGAAGUCAAAUAUUCUUUUUAAAGAAAUUUUAUGUGUUGUAAUAUACUUGUUUUUGUGUGUGCAUAAAUCUAUUCUGUAAGAUCUUAAGGACGCAAGUCCUGGAAUGUUUGCUUCUAUCAUUGUGCGCGUCGAUUGAGAGAUGUUAAGAGAAUGCAGUUAAUUUUAACAUGUGCAAUGUGCCAGGCUGAAAAAAUACUAUUGGAAUAACUGCUAUGACAGAAUUUGAGGUUUGGCUAGCAUCCAUAAUUUUUCUAUUGUAAAUAUUUCACUCUAUCCUUUAUGAGCUU
Molecule: messenger RNA, 2481 nt
Organism: Cynocephalus volans (Philippine flying lemur)
Lineage: Eukaryota; Metazoa; Chordata; Mammalia; Dermoptera; Cynocephalidae
Gene: PPP1R3C
Product: protein phosphatase 1 regulatory subunit 3C
Exons: 2
Coding region: 83-1036 (317 amino acids)
Biological process (GO): regulation of glycogen biosynthetic process
Cellular component (GO): protein phosphatase type 1 complex
Molecular function (GO): protein phosphatase 1 binding; glycogen binding
Source: RefSeq, a predicted model, not a curated record